This is a messenger RNA of Cladophialophora bantiana CBS 173.52, 1503 nucleotides long. RefSeq lists its product as uncharacterized. The coding region runs from base 1 to 1503 and encodes 500 amino acids. The record is from RefSeq and is a predicted model, not a curated record. NCBI's taxonomy places the organism in Eukaryota, Fungi, Ascomycota, Eurotiomycetes, Chaetothyriales, Herpotrichiellaceae. Gene Ontology annotation, biological process: resolution of meiotic recombination intermediates; replication fork processing. The transcript has a single exon. Gene Ontology annotation, cellular component: FANCM-MHF complex; Fanconi anaemia nuclear complex. Gene Ontology annotation, molecular function: protein heterodimerization activity; chromatin binding.
AUGUCCUCUCGGCCACAUGCCUUGAUUGAGACUCAACUCUCACAAACUCCUACCCGAUAUGCGCCUUCAACCCCCCAUGCACUCCGCGCUCUUCAACAGCGAAGCGGCGCAAAGACGCGCUCGGCGCGCAGGAGAGCAUUCAGCGACACCAUCCGGCCCCAUUCAGCUAGAGGCAUAUUGAGGCAACUGGCUAAGAUUACUGCGCCCGCUACCAGAAAAGUUGCACCGACACCUGGAAGUGGGAGAGGGAAGGAAAACAAAGUGCCGGCGGAGGGAAGGCACGGGGAUGAAGACGAUGAAGGGCAGAAUUUCAAGAGACCACGCCUGGCUUUGGAUGUUGAAGACAGCCUAGAGAGCAUUGAGGUGCUGCGACCUACGGAAUAUGAUGACGAGGACAGUGAGCUCCUGCCGGCUCCAACGCCUUCGGUCCUACCAGAUGACGACGAUGGACUGCGCGAGGGGCAAAAUGACAACCCAACGUUUACACUCAGGUCAAUUGACUAUAGAACGCAGGCCCAUUCGCCUGACGAUAGCCGGCGGCUGUCAAGGCGUUCCUUUCCCGCGUCAGACCCUAUCGGACAGGUCAGCUUUAAUGGCGGAGACGAAGAAUCAACAUUCCUGUCCGAGAGAGGUAGAAGAGCCGAAACAGUUGAGCAGACAGAAAACAUAUCGCGUUACGACUUUGGGGUCAUCGACAUGGAUGGUUUCCAUUCAGAGCUCGAGAUCAGAAGAGAGUCGCACAAUCAGGAUCUGCCCGAAGGUCUGGAGAAAAUGCCGAACGAUCUUGUAGAGCUCGGCCCAGAUUACAUAGCCCUGAAAGACGGAGGAGGGGAGACUGAGGCCUUGCAGAGCCUCCAGAAUCUUCAGAGCUCCACAUCCCCGGCACGACCUGACGAGAGCGAUAUACAUAUCCCAACAUUGGACGACUCAAACUUUCAAUUGCCUGAUCCCGACGUGGAAACAGUUUCCAAUUACGCUCAACGUGCUCGAGAAGCAAGGCUCGUCGAAGCGUCACCAUCGACGGUUGAUCAACAUCGGGGGGAAGAGGCUCCCGAGCAAGAAGCUGAGCCUCAAGCUGGACAGCCGUCCGAACAGGGCUCUGGGAGUGAAGAGAUGCCGAGACCAGUACCCCCGCAGCCCCGUCGGAAGAGACUAAAGCUUACCCGCCAUGGCGAGAUGUUACCAUCUUUGCCUUCAAGCCUGAUUAGACGGGUAGCCGUCGAAGCACAAGCCCGCCUCGGCAAUCGUCGACCCAAACUCGGAAGGGACCACAUGCAAGCCCUCGAACAGGCGACUGAAUGGUAUUUCGAGCAAGUUGGCGAAGAUCUGGAGGCUUACUCAACCCACGCGCGCAGGAAACGCAUCGACCAGAGCGACGUGCUGGUGUUGAUGCACCGGCAGCGACUGCUCCAGAAUGACGGGGAGCUUCUGAAAGCUGCCAAAGAAUUGCUUCCCAAUGACAUUGUGGCGGGGUUGGAUCUCGAUGAGUCGUCGGAUCUCUGA